Messenger RNA from Cyprinodon tularosa, 3255 nucleotides. RefSeq names its product ral guanine nucleotide dissociation stimulator-like 2 (gene rgl2). Gene Ontology annotation, cellular component: plasma membrane. Gene Ontology annotation, biological process: Ras protein signal transduction; positive regulation of GTPase activity. The record is from RefSeq and is a predicted model, not a curated record. Bases 264 to 2486 code for a protein of 740 amino acids. NCBI's taxonomy places the organism in Eukaryota, Metazoa, Chordata, Actinopteri, Cyprinodontiformes, Cyprinodontidae. Gene Ontology annotation, molecular function: guanyl-nucleotide exchange factor activity. The transcript has 20 exons.
AGGAGGAGGAGAGUUUGCUGCCACACCAAAGUGCGCUAUCAGCUGCUAAAGGCUGGUCAGACGCGAGGUGUGGGGCGCGUUGAUAGAGAGGGAAGGGGGGAGACGCGGUGACAGAGACUCCCUGUUUGGUGACCGCGGCACAGAUGGGUGCGACUUCCCCCCAGCUGAGCCGCGCGUAGCGCUCCUCGGAUGCUGCCUCAGCUCCGACUGACAGUUGGAAUAGGUCGGCGUCCUGCGGAUGACACCAGCCCCUCACCAGCACCAUGCUCCACCGUAACCUGCGUACCGGUGGCUAUGACCUGCCGGGGGUGGAGUCAAGCGACGUCCCUCUCAUUGGCUACAGACCCUUAUCACCUGAUAGGGGAACCCCAAGCAGCCAGUCAGGGACGAGCGUAGAUCUGGAAAACACCCAGGCGGAGUCCUCACCGAUGAAGACCACCUGGUACUGUCCUCUGGAUUUGUCCACCGUGGAGGAGGAGGAGGAGGAAGGGGUCACCUACACUGUUGUGGUCAAGCAGCAGCAUGUUGCCCCCAACAGCCCACUGCCAACCGUUUCCCGUUCCCAGUGCAUAAAGGCUGGAACAGAAGAGAAGCUGGUGCUACACCUCCUCCACUCGUUUGCUUUGGGGGAUUCCUCCUUCAUCUCCAUCUUUUUCUCCACCUAUCGAUCCUUCACCUCCACAGAGAGAGUCCUGGACAUCCUCAUUGACAGGUUAGAGCACCCCCCUGGAGACAACGAAAGAAGUCAGACGAGACAAUCCUUCAACAAAGCAGUGUGUACUGUGUUCAGCACGUGGCUUUCGGAGUAUCCUGAAGACUUUAAGAACCUCAGCGAUCCCUCUCGCCUGUUGCGUCUGGCUCCUCUCCUUCCUCAGGACUCCUCGUCUGCUGCUGACCUUCGAGCUCGCCUGCUCAGGACGGCCGAGGAGCUCAGCGAGAAAGCUCUGCUCCCUGACAAACACAGAGAUCAAACCAGUUCUAGCAGCUCUCCACCUGAUCCUUCCAAGAUUGAAGCUCACAGCGUCCUGGGAUUCCCAGCAGCUCUUAUUGCAGAGCAGCUCACAAAGAUAGAAACUGAACUCUUUGUUCGUCUUGUGCCGUACCACUGUCUUGGCUCGCUGUGGUCUCAGAGAGACAAGAAGGGCAGGGAGGGGGUUUGCUGGUCUGUCCGGGCCACUAUACGGCAGUUCAAUAAGCUGGCCAAUGCGGUGUUGGCGUCCUGCCUUUGCCCGACGCACCUGCGCACCCAACAGAGAGCCCGGCUACUGGAGAAAUGGAUCAGCGUCGCAGAGGAAUGCAGAGCCAGGAAGAAUUUCUCCUCCCUGUACGCCAUUGUGUCCGCGCUGCAGAGUAACCCCAUCCACAGGCUGAGGAGGACUUGGCAGGAAACUGACAGAGAGGCCUUGAGGAGAUACGAGGAGCUGGCAGAAAUAUUUUCAGACAAGGACAACUAUGCACAGAGCAGAGAACUCCUGAAGGAGGAGGGCACAUCAAAGUUUGCAAACUGUGACAACAGGCUGAACAACAGACACCUCAACAGGUCCAACGCUCAGGGCACCGUGCCCUACCUGGGAAUCUUCCUCACAGACCUCACCAUGUUGGACGCAGCAGUCAAAGACAGGCUGGAUAAUGGCUACAUCAACUUUGACAAAAGGAGAAGGGAAUUUGAGGUUUUAGCUCAAAUCCGGCUCCUGCAGUCUUCCUGCAAAAACUGUGUCUUUGUCGCUGAUGAAACCUUCUUACAGUGGUAUCACAGCGUACCCACACUGACAGAGGAGCAAAGUUACAGGCUGUCCAAUGAGAUCGAAGCGCCCAGUGAGCCGAGUCCUCGAUCUCUGAUGCCAACAGUCAUCAUCACCCAGUGCCCAGACCUGAGUACCUCCCGAACCAGCCUAGCUGGUGAUGGCGACAGCCUCUUUUACUUUCAUUCUCCAGUGAAUAACUUUCUCUCUAAACUCACAAAGCACAUGAGAUCUCCGUCGGUGUCCUGUCUGGAUGUCGACACUUCCCCUCCAACCAAUGAGUCCACCCCCGUCGCGCUGACUCCAUCCAGUCCCACGAAAUCCCACCGCAGAUCAGCCUCCUGCGGCAACAACCUCCCCAAUAACGUUCCAGGGUCGGGGCCCGACAUGCAGAUCAUCCGGAUCCGGAUGGACCUGCAGGAUGGAAACCUGUAUCGAAGCAUAAUGGUGACGAGCAAUGACAAGACCCCCGCUGUGAUCAGCGUUGCGUUGGAGAAACACAACCAGGACCCCAAACAGGCCUCCAGAUAUGAGCUGAUACAACUUCUGCCUGAAGGAAAAGAACUGGUCAUCCCUGCCAAAGGAAACGUGUUCUACGCUAUGACGUCAUCCAGCGUUGACUUCCUGUUGAGGAGGAAAAGCGGGAACACGCCUCUCAGCUCACAGCCCAUCACCACAGAGACGAGCGCCACUUUUCCUCGUAUCAAGGCCAAAGGAAGGAGAUUGGUCCGGAAUUUGUUUUGACACAAGCUUUGUCCUCAGUGGCAGUUUUUUUUUUUCUUUUCUCUUUAAAUGUGUGACAUUUUUUUUCCUGUGCAAAAACUAGAGAAAUCUAAACAUGCCUUCCCUCGUUUUCCCGACCAAGUCUGUUCUGCAAAAAACAAACCACCAAGGACAAGUCGACUGGAAUGUUAAUGCAGGAGCCAUCUGCUGCUGAGAACCCGUGCCAGUUCUGCAGUUACUAACCAAUGUGCGUCACUAAUUUUGACAAAGAGGGGAAAAGGUCUAACUGAGAUAAUUAAGUGCUUCUGUCCUGUCAAAGCUUUUUUAUUUUCAAUCGGCAAGCAGGAUUUCCAAGCACAGAUGUGUAGCAAAACACUGAAGAUUUUUAUUGUUUAUAUUUAUAUUCUUUGUCUGUGUGAUAUGACAGGUUCCUAAUUCAUCAGAGGAAAAACUAUUUAUGGAUACCUGGUGGAUUCAAGAGAGCUCCAAAGAAUUUAAUUAUGUUUUCAUUUCAACAUAAACAUUGAGCUGCAAUGAUCUUAUGUCUAUUUGAACAGUGAUGGCGGCUUCCAUAGAUGAAUGUUACCAACUCUGCAGCUCAUCUCAUUGUUUUGGAGUCCGUCUGGACACAUAGUUUUGGGUUUUACUUAUUUGAUCGGCUCGUUUAGCUGCAUUCAUCUCAUCAGCAGGAUGUUUAUGACCGUUUCUGCCAGCUGAAGCUGUUGUCGGCCAAAGUAAACCUAAAACGAGUCUGACCCAUUAUUUACAUGAGGGAAACUAUUCAUCUGUA